Belonocnema kinseyi is the source of this 3034-nucleotide messenger RNA. Its product is annotated as transmembrane protein 164. The coding region runs from base 416 to 1312 and encodes 298 amino acids. The transcript has 6 exons. The record is from RefSeq and is a predicted model, not a curated record. NCBI's taxonomy places the organism in Eukaryota, Metazoa, Arthropoda, Insecta, Hymenoptera, Cynipidae.
UGCUCAUGUCACUCAGUAUUAUGGACGUGAAGUGUAUUGUGUAAAUUAAAUGUAAGAAACAAAUUAGUGUACUUAGAGGUUCGAUUUUCCCAUAAAACUGAGCAAACCUGAAUUUUGCAUGUGUAAAAAUCGUAAGAAAAAAUUGAUUUUAGUUGCUCUUUUGACUCGUCGAUGAAUUUCCGUCAGACAAUCGAGGACGACCUUCGACCUGGCAGUUUUCGGUAUAUUUGACAAGCGCGCACAGGCAAGGCAAGGCUAGGCAAGUUAAAUGUCAGUUUGAUAUUGAGGUCCAGAAAGAAGUAAUAUUUCUGGAAUAAAAAACCUUUUUUGAAUUAUGCAAAAAGUGGCGACCUAUUUUAUCUAAAGGUCAACAAUUAAUUUUCGUUCUGACACCAUUUUUAAAAACUGAUAAGAAAUGUUGGAAUGGGCUUACGAUGGAGUGAACAGUUCAAUUCCUCGCAAUUCAGGACCAGAAUGUGCCAAUUACAUGAGCCCUAGACGAAGAUUAAUUGAAACCUUCUGUGUUUCAAUAUUCAUAAUAUUUUGUCUCUCGUGGGGCUAUAAAAGGAUUAAAUUGCCUAAGCCAAUGCCCUAUGUUAACCAAGAUAGAGUCGGAAAAAGGGUUCUAUUAAUUGUAAUGUCUCUCGUAUUGGGUAUGGAAAUAGGUUUUAAAUUAACUAGUCGAACCUUUAUUUAUUUUAUGAAUCCUUGUCACGUCCACACGAUCGCCCAGUUGUACUUACUAGCAGCAGAUCCUAGUCCAAUGGCGACUGCGGUUUUUAGGGUGCAAAUGAAUUAUCUCAAUGGGCCGUUACUAGCCUACGUAUUUCCAGAGACUGAAUCUCGAAACAUUUUUGCUGACAAAGCGUGCUACUAUGUUCAGCAUGGUUUGAUGGUAGUAAUUCCCUAUUACCUGCUGAGGCUCGGAGGAGCUUAUAACGUCGAACCUUUCAUGGAUUUGAGUUGGCCAGUGUUUAGUUACGGGUUGAAUCUGGCAUACCACUUUUGGAUUCUUCAAGCAGCUGCUUUGCCUGUGCAAGUGAACUUAAACCACAUGCUGUGUCCGGCACUCUUGGACCCAUUCGAAGGUCAAUACUAUCGUCUCUGGGCAACCGCUCAUCAAUCUCUACUGUGUCCUCUUCUGGGCAAAGUAUUUUGCCUCGCAGCUAACUUCUUUCUAACGAAGUUCCCUGUCACGAAAAUCAAACCAACACUCGAUCACCCGAUUUCGAGACAAGGUGCGAUUCCCGACAAAAUUGGAACUCAGUCGAUUUCCGAUGGUUGUAUAAAUGGUCACACACACGUCGAUUAAUUUUAGGUUGCAGUAGAAUUAAAAAUUUAUUUAAUGUAAUUCAAUCGAAUUAUAAAUGUUGAGCCUUCUGUGAUUCCUGAAUCUAUAAUCACAAAUACUCAAGAUAGUAGAAGUCGUUAGUCUUUCUCGGCUGCAAAAUAUUUUUUUAACGCAUCUUCCAUUCGAAGAUUAUUUGAGAUAGAUAACGUUCGUGUAUAAAUAAUACACGAUUCUAAAAGAUAAAAUCUGUAUAAAAAUAAGAACCAGUAUAAAUCUAAAAUGAUUUAAUCAUGUAAAAUACAGUAUGAAAACAGAAUCUUUUUUUAAGAUAGAAUCUUCUAAUAGAUUUAGAAUGGAACUACAUUUAAACAUAUAGGUAAUCCAUUUUGGGAACCAUAAAGGAUUUUGAAAAAUUUAGAUUACCUAUAAGAAAAGGAAAUCGUCGGCAUUUUCUUUAAAUGAAAAAAUAAAUUUAGGAUAGCAUUAUUUUACGAAAAUAAGUCCUAGUCAUCCACAUAGUCUGUACAAAUUAAAGAUAAAACUGUGAAUUCUGGUCAGACCUUGUAAUUAUCAUAUUUAGCAUUUAAAGAAAAGUUCCGUAGACAGAUUUUAUGAUUCAUUCCACCUUUUUAAAAUAAUUUAUUUACCUUCAUGUCAUUCUCCCACUUGAAAGUUGGGUAAGCCUUCCGUAUCAAAAUGAGCGUCAAGAAUAAUCAAGAGUUUAUGGUAAUAUUUUCCUAAAAAAACAAUCAAGAAUUUAUGGCACUAUUUUUCUCUCAAAAAUGACAAGUCCAUGUUAUUUAGUACUUAUAUGAUAUUUUUUUAUAAGUAGGUAAAUUUCACUGUAACAGAUUUUUUUAGCUUAGAGAAAAUUACAUUUGUUCGAAUCAAUGACGAUUUUAGAUUCUCGAGUCUUUAGAUGCAAGAUUUCAAGAGUUGAAUCGUCGAAGUCUCUUUAUUAUACGAUACUUGAAGUAGCAUUUUAGAAUCGAUCGAUUUUUGAAAUAUGAACCAUGUGGUGUAGGAAUUUCGAAAACUUAUUUGUUAUUCAAUGAAAUGCUACUCAGUCAGUAUGGCAUAUAUUUAUUGUAUCACAGUAUGCAUACUAUUAUACUUGUUAAAAUAAAAUUUAACCACAAUCAAAAGAUCUUGCGAAAAAAUGUAAGGAAAUAAAGUGAGCUAUUAUAGAGAGAUGAAUUAUUAUUUUUUUAAAGUUUUUAUUUCUUAACAUUUUGUUUAAUAUUUUUAAAAAAUGACGGAGAGAAUUAUUUGUUUUAAUUCGUGGAGUAACUAAGAGGGGAAUUUUAAUUCUAGAAGCAAAAUAUGUCCAGCACAGAGAAAUUAUUCAUCUCUCUAUAAUUUUUAUCUUCAGUUAUUGUUCAACCAGAGUUUCGUCACUCAGAUUCCCUCUCAUUUUCCUUUUAGCUUUUAUAAAAAAAGUGAUAGAAGUUCUUUGACAAGAGCAACGUAUUUAAAUCAUUUAUUUUCAAAAUUUGAUUUAAGAAUGUUUGAUUCUUUAGGUUCUUACAAAUUCUGUUUAAUUUUAAUUGGUUAAACUUGAAUUUGUUUAUUUUAAUGCUUUACAUUUGAAGCCAAAAAAUUGUUGGAUGUCACAAUUUAUAAUAUGUAAUUAAAUUUGGGGGUCCUCAAUUGAAACUAUUUUUGAUGCUAUAAGCUGUUAAGUUAAAAUAACAUCAUCUGUGACGCGUGAAACUUGCGAAUUAAAGUGAAAUUAUUUGAAAA